Molecule: messenger RNA, 318 nt
Organism: Glycine soja
Lineage: Eukaryota; Viridiplantae; Streptophyta; Magnoliopsida; Fabales; Fabaceae
Product: U4/U6.U5 small nuclear ribonucleoprotein 27 kDa protein-like
Exons: 2
Coding region: 1-318 (105 amino acids)
Biological process (GO): RNA splicing
Cellular component (GO): precatalytic spliceosome
Source: RefSeq, a predicted model, not a curated record
AUGGAUGACAUCGUGAAGGAGCAGAAGGAGAACAAAGACAGAGAAGGAGAAGUUGAGGAGAAUGAGGAUGAGUUGGAAAUGAUGAAGAUGUUUGGGAUUCCCACCAUAUUUGACUCUACCAAGGGGAAACUGGUUCCUGGUGCUGAUGUUAAUGACGUCAGUGCCAUCACCAAGCGCCAACUAUGCCAGUAUAUGAAUCGCCGCAACGAAUUUAAUCGCCCAUUGCUUGUUGAGAGGAAUCUUGUGCUAGGGUUUUCUUUUAUUCAUACAAUGACGAUUAAUAACAAAUUAGCAACAACAAUGUUUGUGGAUUUGUGA